This is a messenger RNA of Centropristis striata (black sea bass), 2415 nucleotides long. It is a transcript of the gene slc5a8l, whose product is annotated as solute carrier family 5 member 8, like. Gene Ontology annotation, cellular component: membrane. Bases 1 to 1827 code for a protein of 608 amino acids. The transcript has 15 exons. Lineage: Eukaryota; Metazoa; Chordata; Actinopteri; Perciformes; Serranidae. Gene Ontology annotation, molecular function: organic acid:sodium symporter activity. The record is from RefSeq and is a predicted model, not a curated record. Gene Ontology annotation, biological process: sodium ion transport; propanoate transmembrane transport.
AUGGUUGGUACAGGUGGUCCAGUGGCCAGUUUCUCUGUGUGGGAUUAUGUGGUGUUUGCUGGAACAAUUGUGGGGGCAGCUGGCGUUGGCCUUUUUACGGCCAUCCGAAGCCGUAAGGAGACUAGCAGUGCUGAGUUUCUGCUAGGAGGACGGCAAAUGACAGCUGUGCCAGUUGCCAUGUCGCUCACUGCCAGCUUCAUGUCUGGCAUCACAGUCAUUGGCACACCUGCUGAGGCCUACCGUUUUGGAGCUGCCUUCUGGCUCUUCGGGUUCUCCUACGCCAUCAUGUCUGCCAUCACUGCUGAGAUCUUUGUCCCGCUUUUCUACAGACUGGGCAUCACCAGCGCCUACGAGUACCUGGAGCUGCGCUUCAGCCGGCCCAUUCGGAUAAUUGGAACAUCAAUGUACAUUGUACAGACGGCCUUGUACACUGGUAUGGUCAUCUAUGCUCCAGCUCUCGCACUUAAUCAAAUUACAGGACUUAAUCUGUGGGGAGUGCUGGUGGCUACUGGAGCAGUGUGCAUCGUCUACUGCACUUUGGGUGGUCUGAAAGCAGUAAUAUGGACCGACGUGCUGCAGAUGGUGAUCAUGCUGGUAGGUUUUGUGGCUGUUAUAGCUCGAGGAGCUGUACUGCAGGGAGGCCUGACGAAGAUUUGGGAAGAUGCCGGCAAAGGAGGCCGACUAGAGGCGUUUGAUUUUGACCCAGAUCCUCUGAAGCGUCAUACUUUCUGGAGUAUCGUUAUCGGCGGCAGCAUCAUGUGGACGUCUAUCUACGCAAUCAACCAGUCCCAGGUGCAACGCUACAUCUCCUGCAAAACACUGCGACAAGCCAAGAUGUCUCUGUAUGUAAACAUGGUUGGCUUGUGGGUAACUGUGAGUCUGGCUGUGUUUUCUGGCCUCACCAUGUACUCCAUUUACAAGAACUGUGACCCACUUAAAAACGGUGAUAUAAACAACCCUGACCAGCUGCUGCCCUACCUUGUGAUGGAUAUUCUGGCAAUCUACCCUGGAAUCCCUGGUUUGUUCGUGGCUGCUGCAUACAGUGGCACCCUUAGCACGGUUUCUUCCAGCAUUAAUGCCCUUGUUGCUGUUACUGUGGAAGACUUUAUUUUUCCAGUGUGCAAAAACCUCACAGAGAGACAAGUGUCCUGGAUGAACAUGGGCCUGAGUGUAUUCUUUGGUGCUCUGUGUAUUGGGAUGGCUGGAGUUGCUUCAGUGAUGGGAAGCAUUUUGCAGGCAGCUCUAUCUAUAUUUGGCAUGAUCAGCGGGCCUCUUCUUGGUCUUUACCUUUUAGGCAUGCUAUUCCGCACAACAAAUUCAAUAGGAGGACUUGUUGGAAUGAUUAUUGGUUUGGUGUUGACUCUGUGGGUGGGGAUUGGAGGCCAGAUUUACCCACCAACAGCUGAAAAGACAAAUCCACUUGAAGUCAGCACUGCAGGCUGCAACAGCACAAUGGGACAAAACUACACAACGAUAGCUCCGUGGACCAGUCCAGUGACUCUGACCCCGCAGCCUGAUGUGAGGCCGCCUCUGGCAGACUCCUGGUACUCUCUUUCCUACCUCUACUUCUGUCUUUUGGGUUCACUGACUACAAUAGUGUCUGGCCUUCUGGUGAGCAUGAUCACAGGUGGAUGCAAGCAAGAAAAAAUGAACCCAGAUCUGUUUGUAAAGAAGAGUGACUUGAUCUGCUUCAGCUGGUGUAGCAAGUCAGAGGCAUCAGAUGUCACAGAAAAGGAUGCAGCAGACUUCUAUAUGGGAGCUGAUAACACAGCAUUCAAAAACUUUGACAUGAUGAGUAAAGAUGAUGAAAAAGCGACCAAACUGUAACAAUGCCAUAUCCAUACAUUUUGACAAGUCCCUGUAAAAACACACACUUAACAGACUCAAAUAAAUGAUCCCUCUCAAUCAUCAGUCAUGGUCCACGAGAAGUAUGGCAGUUUCCGUAUCUGCAAAGAUCCUGCCCUCUGCAUGUAUUAUCUCCUUUCUUUUCAUUUUGCUGUAUUUGGGACGUUUCUGAAAGUGCCCUCUCUGACACGAUAAUGGAUGUUAUCUGAGUCAAAGGCUCAGGGAGGUCUGCUAAAUUCUCCUGUCUGGACACAAAUACUAUGUCUAUGCCUAGACUGAAUAUUCCUGCACUUGGCUGAUUAGAUGUCCCUGAGACAGGCAAGAGUUGCCAACUUUGGAUGUUGUGUUUACAAACCACCAAACCAUUUAGAUUUUUCAUUAAGAAAGAACUUGACAACUAGUGAUGAAGCUUGGUAAAAACUUAAACUGAACUUUAAGUGGAUUUAUAUCGAACUCCAACGCUUGCCUAAUUAUGUCACUACUGUACUAAUGUGCUUAAAUAGUAAAAAAAACAAAAACCCCAAAAAACAAGAAACAAACAUUUGAAACAUUAAGUGAUUCAUUUAAUUA